This is a messenger RNA of Orycteropus afer afer, 1246 nucleotides long. It is a transcript of the gene SCD, whose product is annotated as stearoyl-CoA desaturase. Gene Ontology annotation, molecular function: palmitoyl-CoA 9-desaturase activity; iron ion binding; stearoyl-CoA 9-desaturase activity. Gene Ontology annotation, biological process: unsaturated fatty acid biosynthetic process; response to fatty acid. NCBI's taxonomy places the organism in Eukaryota, Metazoa, Chordata, Mammalia, Tubulidentata, Orycteropodidae. Gene Ontology annotation, cellular component: endoplasmic reticulum membrane. The record is from RefSeq and is a predicted model, not a curated record.
AGAGCCAAGAUGCCUGCCCACCUGCUGCAAGAAGAGAUAUCUAGCACCUACACAACCACCACCACCAUCACAGCGCCCUCCUCCAGAAUCCUGCAGAAUGGAGGAGGCAAGUUGGAGAAAACUCUCCUACACUUGGAGGAAGAAAUCCGCCCUGAAAUUAAAGAUGAUAUCUAUGACCCUAGCUACAAGGAUAAGGAGGGUCCAAGGCCCAAGACUGUGUAUGUCUGGAGAAACAUCAUCCUUAUGUUUUUGCUGCAUGUGGGAGCCCUGUAUGGGAUCACACUGGUUCCCACCUGCAAGUUCUACACCUGGCUCUGGGGGCUUUCCUACUAUAUUAUCAGUGCCUUGGGCAUAACAGCCGGAGCUCACCGCCUAUGGAGUCACCGAACUUACAAAGCUCGGCUUCCCCUGCGGGUCUUUCUGAUCAUUGCCAACACAAUGGCAUUCCAGAAUGAUGUUUUUGAAUGGGCCCGAGACCACCGUGUCCACCACAAGUUUUCUGAAACGGAUGCUGAUCCUCACAAUUCCCGCCGUGGCUUUUUCUUCUCUCACGUGGGUUGGCUGCUUGUGCGCAAACACCCAGCUGUCAAAGAGAAGGGCGGUUUGCUGGACUUGUCUGACCUAAAAGCUGAGAAGUUGGUGAUGUUCCAGAGGAAAUACUACAAACCUGCCAUGCUGUUGAUGUGCUUCAUCCUGCCCACUCUGGUGCCAUGGUGUCUCUGGGGUGAAACUUGGGAACACAGCUUGUUUGUUAGCACUUUCCUGCGUUAUGCCAUAGUGCUGAAUGCCACUUGGUUGGUGAACAGUGCCGCCCACCUCUACGGCUAUCGACCUUAUGACAAGAACAUUGGCCCUCGAGAGAAUAUCCUGGUUUCACUGGGAGCUGCGGGUGAGGGUUUCCACAACUACCACCACUCCUUUCCCUAUGACUACUCAGCCAGUGAGUAUCGUUGGCACAUCAACUUCACUACAUUCUUCAUCGACUGCAUGGCUGCCCUUGGUCUGGCUUAUGACCGGAAGAAAGUGUCCAAGGCCACCAUCUUGGCCAAGAUUAAGAGAACUGGAGAUGGAAGCUACAAGAGUGCCUAAGUUUUGGGUCCCUCAGGUUCCUUUUCCAAAAGCCAGUGGGGAAGAGAUGUAAUGAUCUGUUUAUUAACUACUGAAUAAUGCUAACAGGAUGCUAAAGAUGAUGUUAACCCAUUCCAGUACAGUAUUCUUUUAAAAAUGCAAAAGUAUUGAAAGCCAA